AAGAACAGUUCUCCGCACCUUCUGGAGGAAUCCAGAGCAAUCUCUCCCCUUCUUCCACCAAAUUCUACAACUUUUCUAGACACAUAAAGCCAGAUUAUCAGUGUCUGUUACCCAUACAAAACAAAGAGAGAGAGAGAGAGAGAGGGAGAGGGAGAGGGAGGAAUUGAUCAAGAAGAGUGAGGGUUAUUGGUGGUCACAGUUGGGAUUUGGGGAGUUUUAAUUAGGGCUCAAGGGAGAUUAUUGGACUAUGGCAGGGUAUGCGUCGAUGAAGAUGAAGAGGAAGGACCUCGAAGAAGUCAACGACGACUUCUCCGACUUUUCCCUCUCCUCUCCCGCCAGAAAAAUACGCAGACUGGAUGCUGAUUUGCCGCCAAUAAUGGAAGAGGAAGAGCCAGAGGUUCUGUUUGGUUUCAAUCCACGACCAAUGGGUGACGAGCAUAUUCCGAGCUACAUGGAGCAAACAGGAGGUUUAGGUUCUUGUCCAAUAAUAGGGGAAUCGUCUACUGUACCCGGAAAUGAAGAGAGGGCACUUGUGCUUUUCAGGCCUAUGAGCACACCUUUGUUGCUUUCUCCUUCAAACUUUUCUGUCUCAGUCAAUUCUGACAUCAUUUCAGGCAUCAAAAGUCAAAUGGUUUGGUCUGCCCAGUCCAAUGGUGUGAAAUCCAAGGAAGAUGAAGCUGAAAGACAGGGUUUUAACACCACAAUCGCAAAUGAGAGCCUAGCAAUUGUUCCAUGGGUUCCUUCACAGGUUCCGUCACCACAAGGAAUAGAAGUUCCUGAAGCAGAGUUGAUGGAGUCUGAUGAUGCGGGAGUCGCCACCAUGGAUAUUGAGGAAACCAAUGUCGUUGCUGAGCCGGGGAAAGAAUGGCAGUUAAGUGGGAUGACCAAUGGUUUCAGUAAUCAGUGGCAACAACAGCAUUGCAUGGUUCCACAGCUUCCCCAAAACACCUCUACUCCAAUUGUGUGGUAUCCAUAGCAAACUAGGUCUAUUCUGAGUACCAUAUCCUUCAACGUUGUACAUCUGUUGUUAUUUGUUUUGACUUUUGAGAUCUCUGCAACUUGCAUAGAGCAAGAUUGGAGAUGUAAUAUUAGAGUUAGGUGAGAAGGUCAGGUGCACGAAAUUUUGGUGCAAAGUGGCUACCAGACGAGCGAGAUUGCUAUUCGCUUGAUAGGUUUGAUUCGGAAGUAAUUUUGGAGGAGCGAAGUGGCCAUAUUAUUCCGUGUUUUUGAGUGAUUGAAAAUUGUUGCUUGUACCAACAAUGUUUUCCUUCUCGAAAUGCGAUGGCGUUGCUAUAUAUUUAUGAA
Rhododendron vialii is the source of this 1305-nucleotide messenger RNA. RefSeq lists its product as uncharacterized. The record is from RefSeq and is a predicted model, not a curated record. NCBI's taxonomy places the organism in Eukaryota, Viridiplantae, Streptophyta, Magnoliopsida, Ericales, Ericaceae. The transcript has 3 exons. Bases 248 to 976 code for a protein of 242 amino acids.